Messenger RNA from Acanthisitta chloris (rifleman), 4782 nucleotides. It is a transcript of the gene TSHZ3, whose product is annotated as teashirt zinc finger homeobox 3. Gene Ontology annotation, biological process: regulation of transcription by RNA polymerase II. Gene Ontology annotation, cellular component: nucleus. Bases 166 to 3192 code for a protein of 1008 amino acids. Gene Ontology annotation, molecular function: DNA binding; DNA-binding transcription factor activity, RNA polymerase II-specific. The record is from RefSeq and is a predicted model, not a curated record. NCBI's taxonomy places the organism in Eukaryota, Metazoa, Chordata, Aves, Passeriformes, Acanthisittidae. The transcript has a single exon.
UCAGACGAACUAAAAGCAGCAGCACUGGUGGAAGAAGAUGUGGAACCUGACGAAAGUGCAGUUGAUGGGGAGCCUUCAGCAAAAUAUGCAUGUCCAGAAAAAGACUUCAGUAAGAACUGCCAAAGCUACCAAAACUCUCCAGCAGCUGAAUUUUCUAGCCAUGAAAUGGACAGUGAGUCCCACAUCAGUGAGACGAGUGACCGCAUGGCGGACUUCGAGAGCAGCUCCAUCAAAAAUGAGGAAGAGAGCAAGGAGGUUUCGAUACCACUGGAAGACUCUACUGUAUCUGAUAGUUUAGAACAAAUGAAAGCUGUAUAUAAUAACUUCCUCUCCAAUUCCUACUGGUCCAAUCUCAAUUUGAACCUUCACCAGCCAAUUUCAGAAAAGAACAAUGGCAGCAGCAGCAGUAGCAGCAGCAGCAGCAGCAGUUGUGGAAGUGGCAGCUUUGACUGGCACCAGACUGCUAUGGCUAAAACGCUGCAGCAAGUUUCUCAGAGCAGAAUUCUUCCUGAGCCGAGUCUUUUUAGCACAGUUCAGUUGUACAGACAAAGCAGUAAGCUUUAUGGCUCUAUAUUUACUGGAGCCAGUAAAUUCCGCUGUAAAGACUGCAGUGCUGCCUACGAUACUUUAGUAGAAUUAACAGUGCACAUGAAUGAAACAGGACAUUAUCGAGAUGACAACCAUGAAACGGAUAACAAUAACCCCAAAAGAUGGUCGAAACCUCGUAAACGUUCUUUGCUUGAAAUGGAAGGGAAAGAAGAUGCCCAGAAAGUGUUAAAGUGUAUGUACUGUGGUCAUUCAUUUGAAUCUCUUCAGGAUUUGAGUGUUCAUAUGAUCAAAACAAAACACUACCAAAAAGUGCCUCUGAAGGAACCUGUUACACCUGUAGCAGCAAAAAUUAUCCCAGCUACUAGAAAGAAAGCAUCACUGGAGCUUGAACUUCCAAGUUCUCCAGACUCCACAGGUGGGACGCCAAAAGCAACAAUCUCAGAUACUAAUGAUGCACUUCAAAAGAAUUCUAAUCCUUACAUUACCCCAAAUAACCGCUAUGGUCACCAGAAUGGUGCCAGCUAUGCCUGGCACUUCGAGGCCAGAAAGUCUCAAAUUCUGAAGUGCAUGGAGUGUGGAAGUUCACACGACACUCUGCAGGAGCUCACGGCUCACAUGAUGGUGACGGGACAUUUUAUCAAAGUCACUAACUCUGCCAUGAAAAAAGGGAAGCCAAUUAUAGAAGCCCCAGCGACACCAACAAUAACAUCCUUAGUAGAUGAGAAAGUCCAGUCUGUGCCACUAGCUGCCACCACUUUUACGUCUCCUUCCAAUACACCUUCUAGUGUUUCCCCUAAAUUAAACGUUGAGAUUAAAAAAGAAGUAGAUAAAGAAAGAGUCGUUGCUGAUGAGAAAAUGAAAGACAAAGAGAAGUCAAGUGAAGAUGAGGAGAAGUAUGACAUCUCCUCGAAAUACCAUUACUUGACUGAAAAUGACCUAGAAGAAAGCCCUAAGGGGGGAUUAGAUAUAUUGAAGUCUUUAGAAAACACAGUUACAUCAGCUAUAAACAAAGCCCAGAAUGGCACACCAAGCUGGGGUGGCUACCCCAGCAUUCAUGCAGCCUACCAGCUGCCUAAUAUGAUGAAGCUGUCAUUGGGUUCAUCUGGGAAGAGUACACCACUAAAACCCAUGUUUGGAAACAAUGAACUAGUAUCACCAAGUAAAAACCAGCCCUUGGUGUCUCCACCCAGCAGUCAGACCUCACCUGUGCCAAAAACAAACUUUCAUGCCAUGGAAGAACUGGUAAAGAAGGUCACUGAGAAGGUGGCUAAAGUGGAGGAGAAAAUGAAAGAGCCCGAAGGAAAGCUUUCUCCACUGAAGUGUGCGACACCUUCGCCAUGCAGUAGUGAAGUCAGUGAGCCCCUUAAGAUGGAGUCCUCCAAUGACGGUGGCUUUAAAAGCCAGCAGAACAGCCCAGUUCCUCAGAGAGAUGGUUGCAAGGAUAGUCCAACUGUAGAACCUGUGGAAAAUGGGAAAGAGCCUGUUAAGUCCCUCGUAGGUUCUUUAAGUAGCAGCACAGCUAUCAUUACUGAUCACCCUCCCGAACAGCCGUUUGUAAACCCAUUAAGUGCAUUGCAGUCUGUCAUGAAUAUUCACCUUGGCAAGGCAGCAAAGCCAUCUUUGCCCGCUUUGGAUCCAAUGAGCAUGCUUUUUAAAAUGAGCAACAGUUUGGCAGAAAAGGCUGCGGUGGCCACCCCACCUCUACAGUCCAAAAAAUCAGACCACUUAGACCGUUAUUUUUAUCAUGUCAACAAUGACCAACCCAUAGAUUUGACGAAAGGCAAGAGUGACAAAAGCUGCUCUUUGGGUUCAGCGCUUUUGUCAUCCACAUCGACAUCUUCUGCAUCUUCUUCAUCUACAGUGACAACAGCAAAGACAUCUGCAGUCGUGUCAUUCAUGUCAAACUCGCCGCUACGCGAGAAUGCCUUGUCAGAUAUAUCUGAUAUGCUGAAGAACCUGACAGAAAGUCACACAUCAAAAUCUUCCACACCUUCCAGCAUAUCUGAGAAAUCUGACAUUGAUGGUACCACAAUAGAGGAACCAGAAGAGAGUACACCAGCUCAGAAAAGGAAGGGACGUCAGUCUAACUGGAACCCUCAGCACUUGCUCAUAUUGCAGGCCCAGUUUGCAGCCAGUUUACGGCAGACCUCAGAGGGGAAAUACAUCAUGUCAGACUUGAGCCCUCAAGAAAGAAUGCACAUUUCUAGGUUUACGGGACUUUCAAUGACCACAAUUAGCCACUGGCUGGCCAAUGUGAAAUACCAGCUCCGAAGGACGGGGGGAACUAAGUUCCUUAAAAAUUUGGACACUGGGCACCCAGUGUUCUUUUGUAAUGACUGUGCUUCACAGAUCAGAACUCCUUCAACUUAUAUCAGUCAUCUUGAAUCGCAUCUGGGUUUCAGGUUAAGAGACUUGUCCAAACUGUCCAGUGAACAGAUUAACAAUCAGAUAGCACAAGCAAAGUCACCGUCUGAAAAACUGGUGACGUCCUCUCCAGAGGAAGAUAUUGGAACUUCUUAUCAGUGCAAACUUUGUAACAGGACUUUUGCAAGCAAGCAUGCUGUUAAACUUCAUCUUAGUAAAACACACGGGAAGUCACCAGAGGAUCAUCUUCUGUAUGUUUCGGAGUUAGAGAAGCAGUAGCAUUUGCUUUUGAUUAAAAUAACUGUAAUUUGCUUUGAGGAAAACUGUCAAAGACGCCUUAAAGCUACUGUUUAGUUCUUGGCACAUGUUCUUAUUUUAACUCCAGAGUCGCUCUGGGCUGAACUGUUUUUGUAUAACUGUACAGUGUUUAAAUAGAGGUGCAUAAUCAGCUGUUGUUACUGGUAAAAUAUGAAGGUUAAAAUGCAGUGGUAAGUGUUUGGAACUUUGUGUAAAUUGGAUUUAGUUGCUGUGCAUCCCUCUGAUGCAUCAAGCUGCAUGCAUUAACAGACAGUUUAAUUAAGCAUUUAUAACUAAUUCUGGUGCACUUUUUUCAUGUGACCUAAGUGUGCUGGUAUUUCUCACCCUAUAAUCUUUAGCCCUCUGAGUACUUUGAAGCACUUUUGCAUUAAUUUGGUAAAAAAGGUCUGGAUAUGGUUUUUUUUAAACCCUUACCAGCUUAGUUCCGAUUACUAAUAUGAACCUCCAUUUAUGCAGAGGUGUCUCACACCUUGAAAUUUAAAAAUAUGAUUUUUCACAUUGAAACAUAGAUGUAUAUAUUGUAUAGAUUUCAAAAUCUCUUAUGGAAAAAGUGAUUGUGGUUAAUGCCAUUUUCUUUUUCUUCAGCAUUUUUAGCAGCAGUGGCGUUUGUACCUGAUAAGCCCCAGGUAUAAACCAGACCUAUAUAUAGUGUAUAUGUCUUUUCUUUUUUUUAGCUCUAAUGUUUGUUUUUUUUCUUUACCAUCCAAACAUUGUAAAUUAUAUGAUAAAAGAUACCACAGAUAGCAUUUAUAAAGUAUUCAGAAACGUUAUUCUUAAAGCAAAGUAUGUUUUGUUUUGUUUUGCUAUACAGUACAUCUAUAUGAAGAGAGGUUCAUGUUUAAAUUAUACAUAUUUAUUAGUGUCACUAUCAUUUGUUUGUUUCCUGUUUGUUUUCUUUUUAAAACCGUCUGAAGAAACAGAAGCCACGGACUGCAUUCCUGGCAUGCAUUCUAACUGUUUUGCACAACAUGACUUUUAAAGGUAUUUAUUAAAAAAAAAAAAUAAAAAGAAAAAAAAAAUAAAAAGAGAAAAUUCAAACUAAACUCAGUGCUCAAAGGGUUAAAUCUAUUUGAAAAACUUGUACUGUAUUUCCUAAACAUUGAUAAAGCCUUUAAAAUGUUUGUACUGUAAUACUUUGCUUAAAAAAGUUAUGAGGCAUUCUGUGAUAUAACCUCUUUUACUUAUUUAUAAGCGCUCUUGGUUGUUAUUUCCUAUUGUAGAAUGCCUUUUUAUUUCAAUUGGUAACUUUCUGUUUUGUUCUGCCUAAUUAUUCUCCCAAGAUUCCAUACUGCAGCUUUAUCUUUAGGCAUAUGAAAGGUAACCCGUGGUUACCAGCACACUAAGUGAUUCUGUUCGUCUCCAUUUUUGGCAGUUAAUUUGCAGAAGUAACUGACAGCUGACACCAUAUGAGAAUCUAUGUAUAAAAUAUUGGCAUGUAAACAGCACAGACACUGUAAUGCACUCUGUGCCCUGUUUUGUUGUUGACAAUGAAGCACCAUUAUAUGACUCUUCAUAUAACCUUUUUUUCUACAGCAGCAUUAAAAUUGUCUU